Scophthalmus maximus (turbot) is the source of this 3680-nucleotide messenger RNA. RefSeq names its product meprin A subunit beta a (gene mep1ba). Bases 124 to 2196 code for a protein of 690 amino acids. The record is from RefSeq and is a predicted model, not a curated record. The transcript has 15 exons. Lineage: Eukaryota; Metazoa; Chordata; Actinopteri; Pleuronectiformes; Scophthalmidae. Gene Ontology annotation, molecular function: zinc ion binding; metalloendopeptidase activity; protein binding. Gene Ontology annotation, biological process: proteolysis. Gene Ontology annotation, cellular component: membrane.
UAUUGUAUACGUUGCAUGCUGUGUUCUUUCUGCUGCACAAAAACAACAGCAACAACGUUACCUCAGUGUACACAGUAAGGCUUGAAUCAACGCUCGUCUGCAAGUGUGUCUGCAGCUGGAGCAAUGCCACUUCUAAUUCUGCUGUUUGGCCUCGGCUUGACAGCAGCCACGCUAACAGGUGAAACAGAAUAUGAUGUUGAUGAAGGCCAUGACUGGGACAUCUUCAACAUCAAUGAAGCAGCCGGGCUGGACCUGCUGGAGGGAGAUAUUGAACAGGAGGAAACAUUUAGCAGAAACUCCAUCAUAGGAGAUAAGUAUCGCUGGCCAACAACCAUUCCCUACUACCUAGAGGACAGUGUGGAUAUGAAUGCAAAGGGGGUGAUCCUGAAGGCGUUUGACCAGUACAGACUGAAGACCUGCAUUGACUUCACACCUUGGAACGGAGAGAAGAACUACAUCUCUGUGUUCAAAGGCAGCGGAUGCUUCUCUUCUGUAGGCAACCAGCAUGAGGGAAAGCAGCGAUUGUCCAUUGGUAACAACUGCGAUCGCCUGGGAACCGUUGAGCACGAGUUUCUGCACGCUCUUGGAUUUUGGCAUGAGCAGUCCAGAGCUGACCGUGAUGAUUAUGUCACCAUCAUGUGGGAUCGCAUUGAACCUGGAAAACAGCACAACUUCAAGACAUAUGAUGACAAAGUAUCCAGUGCUCUGGGCGUUCCCUACGACUACGGCUCAGUGAUGCACUACAGCAAGACGUCCUUCAACAUCGGCUCUGAGCCCACCAUCGUCACCAAGAUCCCCCAUUUCUUGGAUGUGAUCGGUCAGAGAAUGGGGUUCAGUGCCAAUGACCUAACCAAACUCAACCGUCUCUACAACUGCACGAAGUCGUCCGCCUUUGUGGACAGCUGCGACUUUGAGGAGAAGAACAUCUGCGGGAUGAUUCAGGGCCUGGGGAACACAAAGUGGGAACAACGCAGUUCUGUGAGUGGAGGGCCUCACGAUGACUUCAGCAACAUGGGGCAAUGCAAAGGUAAAGGCUUCUUCAUGCACUUCAGCACGGCCACUGCUGAACCCGGUGAAGGGGCAUUUCUGGAGAGUCGCUGGCUUUACCCCAAACCGGGAGCCCAGUGUCUGCAGUUCGCCCUCCAUAACACCGGGGCGGCCGAUGAUGUUCUCAACAUCUUUGUGCGCGAGUACGACGAGGCCGUCCCUGGCGGUAAACUGGGGCUCUUCAAGAGCAUUUCAGGAGGUGUCAUGGGCUCCUGGGAACUCCACAAUGUCAACCUGAAUGUGACACAGAAGGCCCGAGUGGUUUUCCAGGGCGUGAGGGGAAAGGGUCCAUCGAAGGGGGGUUUCUCUCUCGAUGACAUCAACCUGUCGUCCACCAAGUGCCCCCAGCACGUCUGGCACAUCCGCAACAUCACUGGCUUGAUGGCCACCACACCAGCAGGACAAAAACGGUACAGCCCUCGCUUUCUCUCUUCAGCGGGCUACUCUUUCCAGGUAGGCGCGUACCUAAAUGGAAGAAGCGACCGUCCGGGUUACGUGGGCCUCUACUUCCAUCUCACCUCCGGCCCCAACGACCACAGCCUCAAGUGGCCGUGCCCAUGGCAGCAGGCCACCAUGGCCCUGAUGGAUCAGCACUCUGACAUCAGACAGCAGACGAACAUGCACCGGAUGGUCACCACUGACCCCGACAAGUUGGACGGUAAGGAGUACUACUGGGACGAUCCCAGGAAGGUGGGCUCUAAAGUGACCGAGGCUGAUGGAAGCUAUUAUUAUCGAGGCCCGGGCACCGGGACAAGUACCUUCAUCACCCACAGCAGACUGAGGAGCAGACAAUUCAUCAAAGGGGACGAUGCCUUCUUCCUCUUGAGUCUGGAAGAUAUCUCCCACCUGCUGGUACCCCAGCCUCUGCCUCGCUCUGCAGCCCACGCUGGCACAAGUGCGAGGAAGGCCGCGGAUCAAGACGCUCCACAGGGAGCGGCCACUAGCCCCACGCAGAUCAUGGCCGUGGCAUUGUCUGCGGCAGCGGCGGUGUUUGUGGUUUCCGCGCUGAUUCUCGGCAGCGCCCGGAGGAUGAGGAUGAGACGACAGCAGGGGAGCGAAGACUUGGUGACAUUAGAGGACAUGCCGGGAUUCAUGGAAGGGAUGGAUCACCCGACCAAAGACUUACCCUCUGCUCUCGCCACUCCGUAAGGUCCUCACCCGACCAGAAGAGAGGGCACACCACUGCAUGAUCAGAGUCUUUUUUUCAUGUAUAAUCUGAAUCUGCGUGUGCUAGAAGUAAAAUUCAUCUGACAAAUUCAUCUUCAAAAUCAUCUGUUCUCGCUAUUACAACUUCUCUCUUUAAUAGUCGAGAGUGAGUGAUUUAUUGUUCACCCUCAGGUCACCUCAACCUUGGCCCAGCAGCUAUUUAAAAUUUGAGUCCUGGAAAGGUGGGUAUUGUCCCAGUUUAAAGAGCUCUGUUCCCACCACAGACUUGGACUGCCUGGGCCUUCAGAGUUAAAAGCCACAUAUUUACCAGACAUCCUGUAAAUAUUUGUUUGACAGGUAACAUGGGUACUACAUUCUGAACAGGUUGGUGACCUUUAAGGUUGUUUUUCACAAUUCACUUUUUUAUGUUGAAUUUACUACAUAUAUUUUGAACAAAAUAAAUAAUUUUAAAAAUUACAAACAAUCUAACACCGAAAACAACUGCUUAUUAAGACCAUCUGUUCUCAUGGUUAACUGAGGAGUGCAGUGCCAACAGCAGCCACAGAGAGGCACCACGCUCAAUAUUAUAGUUCAGAGUAAAUUCAUGGCACUUUAUUAUCCUACGGAAAACAAAGUACAUAUUUUAACAGUAGCUGAAGAGUCACUGCAAUGUGACGCCUUUGUCAGGGACCUUCAGAUAAACAUGUUUUAGUCUCCAUGGAUUGCUUUUGAUAUGAUUUUGUCGUUCAUAGAUUUAGAGUUGUUGGAUUUAGUUUUUGCACACGUGUGUGUGCUACAAAUCAAAGUUCACAUCAUCAUUAAAAACACAAAAUUAAUUGCAAAUCUGAGAGUAAAAUCUGGACUUGGGACACUUGCUGUUAACAGAAUAUUAACAAGAAGUGUAGUGAAAUUGAAGUGUCUUCAACGUACUUUUUGUUACAUGGCUGUUUGUUUUCCUGUUAUCAUUAUAUUCAAUAGUACCACCCCCCCCCAAAAAAAACUACCAGUCAAACAUCAGUUCAAGUCAAGAUUUAUUUUUAUUUUGAGAUAUUAAACACACAACGGCAUGAGUGCUAUAAUUCAUUCUCAGCUGGAAGGCUUUCAAAGCGUGGAUUUACUAACACUGACAAAUACAAAGUGUUGCAUGUGUCUCGUAUACAGUUCCCUUCUCAACUUGUGCUUCCUCUGAGCAGACGUUCGGAAACAAGAACUAAGAGCUGUUUGCUUUCAGGACAGUUUGGCCAGAUGUGACGCUUCACCGAAUGAAGACAAGUUAUGUGGACACAGAAAUAAACACGGGCGCUCUACAUUUUAAUGUUUCAUUGAGAAAAAUCAGUACAGCUGAUUUCACCCAAUCAUACGACCAUCUCUUUCAAACAUCCCUCUGCUAUCCAGAACAUCACCUGGUGUUGAAAUCCAACUUAAACACCACACUCAACAAACUACUCCUCAACCAAACCGGCUGAAACCAAAAGCAAGCCAGUAAU